CCUGUUCUUCGCUGCCUCCUGUAGGUGAACUCACGCCUGUAGCCUAAGAUGCAUUUUUAGGCUGCAUUGCGAUGCGGGAUGGUCUAUCGGAUCUCUUGGAAGGUGGUGGGCUUUGAGGGACUGUUUCUGCGUCUAGACAUGGUUGGGCAAGGGUUGAUAUAACAGAGGCUGCAUGACGGUUUGAGGGUGUUACGUUCUCUCGAUACUGGGUAGUGGGCACUUUCGAUCUGACAUUGAAAUGUCUCCACGCUGCUUGGUACUAGACACCAGCACACUUUCCUUGGACGGAUGUGGUGUCCUUCCUAAGACCCACUCCGGCUACUCCUUUUGUCAAUCUAGCCCUCCUCCUCACCCCCUUCGCAGCAUAUAUGAGUCCGUAGUACUGUAGCCCUGAGCCUUUGUGUGUUUGGCUUUGUGAGUGGCAUC
This is a messenger RNA of Laccaria bicolor S238N-H82, 426 nucleotides long. RefSeq lists its product as uncharacterized. NCBI's taxonomy places the organism in Eukaryota, Fungi, Basidiomycota, Agaricomycetes, Agaricales, Hydnangiaceae. The coding region runs from base 239 to 388 and encodes 49 amino acids. The transcript has 4 exons. The record is from RefSeq and is a predicted model, not a curated record.